This is a messenger RNA of Cuscuta campestris, 2315 nucleotides long. Lineage: Eukaryota; Viridiplantae; Streptophyta; Magnoliopsida; Solanales; Convolvulaceae. The record is from the annotation of a GenBank genome assembly.
AAGAAUUAAAAAGUGACCUACUUGACUGCCGACACCACUUGGAGGAAAUCGACUGAGAAAUAGCCGCUGGUAGCUGCGACCUGCUGCUGCGAUAGAAGACUGGGAGCAGAUUCGCAGCUGAAUCGAGUGGAAGAGACGAUCGGGUUACGGGAAGAGGUAAUUGCGGAUCUUUAAUUAGAAACGGGCUGAAGCCCAAUUUAAUUGCUCCCUUGGAUGAAGUCUGGACAGUGAAAAAAAUUGACCCACAACUUAAUUGCGUCAAUUGCGAACGCCAUACGCCAUAAUUAGCAUCGAAAAUGGCGAUCGCAUACAAUUGACUUCAUUUGAUCAUCGAAAAAUUGCUCAUCUUAGAGUUUAAGUAUAUUGUAAAUGCCACAUGCGUUGUAUGAAGACAAUUGGAUGAGAACUACCAACAAGAGUGAACAGAAAAGAGGUCAUGACUGGUUGUGAGGGUUUGGCAGGGCAACAAGAAUGUUGUUAUGCAUAUUCGCGUCCCCUCUUGCGCACAAGACCUUGACGGAGUUCGGAGACGAGCGAUUGGCCGUACUGCCGGUACCGGGAACGCCUGGACGGUGACGGUCGACGGCUAGGUAGACAGUGAUUGGCAAAGGCGAGUGACGACUGCGAUAACCGGCGUUCCAGACUUCCAGGAUUUCAGUCGUAAGGGGCGUUCCAGGCUCCAAGUCUCGAAAUCCCACCAGUUAACCAGUGCAUAGGGUUUCCAAUUCAGCAUGGUGAGGUUCAAGAAUAGAUACAUGGUGAUGGAAGUCUUUCUGGAUCCAAAUAAGGAUAUUAUGGUAAAUGACCCCAUCAUAAUUACACAAUUCAAUUUGAUGAAAUCUAUCAAAGAUAGCAUGCUCGCAAACUUUGGAGACUGUGGUCUAGCCUCAUCACUCAACUCAUUACAUGUGAAGUAUGUAAAUCCUAUUACAAAAGUUUGCAUAAUUAGAGCAUCAAGAGAAGAUUAUAAAAAUGUUUGGGCUGCAGUUACCAUGAUUAGAAGCAUCGGCAACUGCCCCGUGGUUUUCAACUUACUUGACCUGAGUGGAAGUCUUGAAGCCUGCAAAGAGGCUGCUUUGAAGUGUGAAAUGUCAAAGUUUGAGCACUACAAGUUGCGGGUUGGAAGCCAGAUCAAUGGAGAUGCUGAGCAGCUCAUGACGAAUUGUCUCGAGAAGAUCAAAGUUUUGGAGCACUGAAAUCUUCUUUUUGAGGUCAUCUAUUCAAAUCCCUUUUUUUAAAAAUUUGCACUGUUUUGUUGCAUUCUAUAAGUUUCAGAGUUUUGAUGGGUAUUUAUAUAUCUUCAAUUGAAGUCAUUUUGGGUCUCUAUAAUGUCUAUUUUAAGUCUCCCACCCUCUAAAACCCUACUCUCUAAUUCUCAAACUCUAUUAUCUCAUACUCUAUGCCAGAGCUUAGUUAAAAGAUGUGGAACAUGGUUUUGUAAAACUAUAGUUUUGUACGUUGGCUCUGAUACCACUGAAAGGUAACCAUGCAAGGAUAGGCAGCGGAAUAUAAAAUUUUUAACAUCCUAACAUGAUUAUCUUGCCCAGAAUCACGUACUAAAACUUAUAGUGAGUAAGAAAUUUAUACAUUUCUCCGUUGAAAGGGUUGUUGUUGUUUGCCAUCUACAGAAAAUUUUGCAAACUAGGUUAUCUAUCAUGUUUAAUAAUUAAUUAGGCCUUUAAUUAAUUAUCUCCCACUAUUUUUAACAAAUCAAUAACCCUCGAUAUUGAUUCGGAGAUUUCCGGCGAAACCUCUAGUGGGCCAAGAUCCAUAUUUCAUUAUCUUGCGUUCGCUUGGGCGUUACUCCACAAGACAACUAUUUUGUCAUUUUACCAAUUUUUGAAUUUUAAUAAUUACCAAGUUAAAACUUUGCCUUUUAAAAUUUUAAAAGUCAAACGUAAAACUAUAGUUUUGUACGUUGGCUCUGAUACCACUGAAAGGUAACCAUGCAAGGAUAGGCAGCGGAAUAUAAAAUUUUUAACAUCCUAACAUGAUUAUCUUGCCCAGAAUCACGUACUAAAACUUAUAGUGAGUAAGAAAUUUAUACAUUUCUCCGUAAGCGGUUUUGAUAAUGCCAAACCGCCGUGAUCAAGUCGAACAUUGAAUAUACAAGGCGAAGAACGAAGAUAAGAGCAAGAGCUAAACGAAGACCAAGAACGAAGACCUUAAUCAUAGUAUUGAGUCGGUCUUUAUUGUGAUCAAGACCGACCCAAUCUUUACACCUUGGCUCUUUAGGCUAAAAUCUCUCAUUGCAUUUCUUACAUCAUAAAAAUGUUUUUCAAACUUUUUUAAGUCAUUAAAAACACUUGGUGUUC